AUGACUGCUCAAAAUGAGCCAGAAAUUGUUUUAUUCGACUUGGCCUGCACCAAGAAUGUCUGCUUCUCUCCAGUUGCUUGGCGCAUCCGCCUUAUGCUCAAUUACAAGUGUAUCCCUUAUCAGACAAAGUCCAUUGAAUUUACCGAUAUUCAGCCAACUUUGCAAAGCCUUAACGUACACCCCGCCGAAGCUUCUCCUGGAACCGACAUUCGAUACACAGUACCAGUUAUUCUCCGUAAUUCAAGCAAUAAGUACAUCUUCGAAUCAGCCCUCAUCGCGGAAUUUCUCGAGUCAACCUACCCAGACCAGCCAGUACCGCUGAUGUCAAGCCUCGGCAAUGAGAUCGAGACUAAAGCACGCCGGAUAGUCGGUGCAGUGCUCCGGUCUGCAGUGAUGCCGCGCGAGAUACAUAUUCUAUCUCCACGAGCACAGGAGUACUUCCGACGUACGCGAGAGGCCUCCCUCGGGCAUUCGCUCGAAGACUUACUCGUCCAUGAGGCCGAGUACUGGGACCAGGCAAGCGACAGUAUGCGCGCUGUCGCUGAAUUGAUGCAGACGAAGAAGGCGGAUGGGCCAUCCGUGCUAGGCGCGAAGCCGAGCUAUACUGACUUCAUUGCGGGGUCUCUUCAAGCUGCGAGGGUUGUUGAUGAGGGUGUCUUUCAGAAGAUAAUGGAGUUUCCUGGUUACAAGGAGAUCUAUCAAGCUUGCUUGCGUUACAUGGAGAAGAAGGAUUAA
This is a messenger RNA of Penicillium maclennaniae, 735 nucleotides long. RefSeq lists its product as uncharacterized. Lineage: Eukaryota; Fungi; Ascomycota; Eurotiomycetes; Eurotiales; Aspergillaceae. Bases 1 to 735 code for a protein of 244 amino acids. The record is from RefSeq and is a predicted model, not a curated record. The transcript has 2 exons.